Molecule: messenger RNA, 264 nt
Organism: Peronospora matthiolae
Lineage: Eukaryota; Oomycota; Peronosporomycetes; Peronosporales; Peronosporaceae
Source: the annotation of a GenBank genome assembly
AUGACUGAGUUAAAGUCUUCGUCCAACACCCUGAAGGAAUUUCUUAAAGAAGGUGCAGUGGGCUAUGAGAGUGACAUUGCCGCGUCGAGUUUCUAUGGACCACCUCCAGAUACGCCAACAGCGCGUGACACCACGCGCGUCGCACCUAAUCCAUUCUUGGAACGCGAGGAGGUACCUUCACCUCUUGCACAGCGUGCAGUCGUCGAGCCUACGUUGGGUGUGCUGCACAACAUUCUUGAUGAAGAUCAGGCUUUAUCUCUUUAG